Gekko japonicus is the source of this 1761-nucleotide messenger RNA. RefSeq names its product zinc finger and BTB domain containing 14 (gene ZBTB14). Gene Ontology annotation, biological process: regulation of transcription by RNA polymerase II. The transcript is spliced from 2 exons. Gene Ontology annotation, cellular component: nucleus. Bases 51 to 1397 code for a protein of 448 amino acids. The record is from RefSeq and is a predicted model, not a curated record. NCBI's taxonomy places the organism in Eukaryota, Metazoa, Chordata, Lepidosauria, Squamata, Gekkonidae. Gene Ontology annotation, molecular function: DNA-binding transcription factor activity, RNA polymerase II-specific; protein binding; RNA polymerase II cis-regulatory region sequence-specific DNA binding.
UCUGCUGUCAAAAUUUUGCUCAGUUAAUAAGAGAAGAGACUUCUUUGUUCAUGGAGUUUUUCAUCAGUAUGUCUGAAACCAUUAAAUAUAAUGACGACGAUCACAAAACUGUGUUCCUGAAAACAUUAAAUGAACAACGAUUGGAAGGAGAAUUUUGUGACAUAGCUAUUGUUGUAGAAGACGUUAAAUUCAGAGCCCAUAGGUGUGUGCUUGCUGCUUGCAGUACCUAUUUUAAAAAACUUUUCAAAAAACUGGAAGUUGAUAGCUCAUCAGUGAUAGAGAUUGAUUUCCUUCGCUCUGAUAUAUUUGAAGAAGUUCUAAAUUAUAUGUACACAGCCAAGAUUUCUGUUAAGAAAGAAGACGUAAACUUAAUGAUGUCAUCUGGUCAAAUUCUUGGUAUCAGAUUUUUGGAUAAACUCUGUUCUCAAAAACGUGAUGUUUCCAGUCCAGAAGAUAACUCACAGUCAAAAAAUAAGUAUUGUCUUAAAAUAAAUCGAUCAAUUGGUGAGUCUAAUGAUAACCAAGAUGAUGAAGUGGAAGAAAUUGGAGAUCAUGAUGAUAGCCCAUCAGAUAUGACAAUGGAAGGGACACCUCCGAGUCAAGAAGAUGGGAAAUCCCCAACUGCCACUUUAAGGGUUCAGGAAGCAAUUUUGAAAGAAUUGGGGAGUGAAGAGGUUCGAAAGGUAAAUUGCUAUGGUCAGGAAGUAGAGUCCAUAGAGACUGCUGAAACAAAAGAAUUAGGAUCUCAGACUCCUCAAGCGCUAGCAUUUAAUGAUGGCAUAAGUGAAGUAAAGGAUGAGCAGACACCGGCAUGGACAACAGCGACUGGUGACAUGAAAUUUGAAUAUUUGCUUUAUGGUCACAGGGAGCAGAUUGCAUGUCAGGCAUGUGGUAAGACAUUUUCAGAUGAAGCACGAUUGAGAAAACAUGAAAAGCUUCAUACUGCUGAUAGACCUUUUGUUUGUGAAAUGUGCACUAAAGGCUUUACUACUCAAGCCCACUUGAAAGAACACCUGAAGAUCCACACAGGUUACAAGCCUUAUAGCUGUGAAGUAUGUGGAAAGUCUUUUAUCCGUGCUCCAGAUCUAAAGAAGCAUGAAAGAGUUCACAGUAACGAAAGGCCGUUUGCGUGCCACAUGUGUGACAAAGCAUUCAAGCACAAAUCCCAUCUGAAAGACCAUGAACGAAGACACAGAGGAGAAAAGCCUUUUGUCUGCAGCUCUUGUACGAAAGCAUUUGCCAAAGCAUCUGAUUUAAAAAGACAUGAGAACAAUAUGCACAGUGAAAGGAAACAGGUAACUACAACAAGUGCUCUCCAAAGUGAAACAGAACAGUUACAGGCAGCAGCUAUGGCUGCUGAAGCAGAACAGCAACUUGAAACUAUAGCUUGUAAUUAAAGGCAAAAUAACUAUAUAUUGGGAAAUGUUUGAUCUGAUAAAUCACCACUGAGAAAAAAUAUUUUUAAAGGGAUUUAAGUAUUAACAAAAAUAGUUUGCAGCAAAGACCACUCUAUCAGUGACUUCAAAUGGGGAACAGUCUUAGUUUAGAUGGUUAAUCUACUAUAAAUAAAAAUUGGAGUCAGCCUCUUGGCAGUAGUUUACUCCUGUAUUAAAAUUCUGUUUUUUCACUGCAUGCGUAGUCCCAUUGGAAUAAAACUCUAUGCAUGUGGAAUGAACAGCUUUACACUCCAAUGCACAGUGAAAUUAUGCCAAAGUAUAUGGAUUUAAACUAUUUUUGUCCCGUUGACUUCAGUUCCUUUAA